GUGGUGUCAGACUCUCAAGUUUUGAAUGGUCAGCUCCCUUCCUGCUUUGUAACUCAGUUUGACUAUGUCUGCUGCUUCUGCAACCGCUGUAGCAGCCUACAUAUCUAGACUAAACUGUACCAGUCUCACCCACGUACCCGUUUGGAGGAGCCCUUCUUCUCUAAGACCACAGCCGUCUCUUACUCGCAUCUUCUUCAAAAUCCCAUGUGGAUUUUCCCAGCAAAGCUCGGUCCUCACUGGAUUCAGACGUCUUUCCCCUGUUAUGCAAUGGCAGGACUGCACAGUAAAGACGGAAAUUGAUGUGCCUAUUUCAGUUGCAUAUGAUUGUUACUCUGAUCGUGAGGCAAUUCCCCAAUGGAUGCCCUUUAUUUCUACGGUAAAGGUAUUAGAAGACAAGCCUGAUCUAUCACGAUGGUCGCUUAAGUAUAGAGCUUUUGGGCGUGAUAUUGAAUUCUCAUGGCUUGCUCGAAAUAUGCAGCCAACCCGAAAUCAGAAAAUCCACUGGAGAUCUCUGGAAGGUCUUCCUAACAGAGGCGCUGUUCGUUUUUAUCCAAAAGGUUCAUCGUCAUGCAUAGUAGAACUAACCGUCUCUUAUGAAGUUCCUGCAAUUUUGGUUCCAGUGGCAUCAGAAAUGACAAGAAAUGGAGAAUGUCUAAACACUAAAGGAAAUGUACACUUGUUAUGUGGCUUGAUUGCAUCGCAUAAAGAAAUAUAGCAAAUGUUGUUUGUUCGAAGCAGUCCCUCAUUUUGAUUCGUAUGGCAUGUUCCAGGCACUGCAACCUUUUACUGAAAGUUUACUUGCACGCGGCUUGGAAAGGUUUGCAACAUUUGCGAAAAGCUACAAAUCGGACUCAACUGUUUGAUGUUACAUAUGGUAACUGAACUUGUAAACGGGUGAUCAUUUUAAUGUGCAGUGAUUGCCAUAGAUUCAUUUAACAUGGCAAAUUAAUAUUUCCAAUGGAAUCUGAUUUUUCACCAAGGCAAACAAGUGGCUUCAUUUCAUUAAUG
Molecule: messenger RNA, 1008 nt
Organism: Fragaria vesca subsp. vesca
Lineage: Eukaryota; Viridiplantae; Streptophyta; Magnoliopsida; Rosales; Rosaceae
Exons: 7
Coding region: 65-715 (216 amino acids)
Source: RefSeq, a predicted model, not a curated record